This is a messenger RNA of Penicillium macrosclerotiorum, 462 nucleotides long. Its product is annotated as EthD domain-containing protein. Bases 1 to 462 code for a protein of 153 amino acids. The transcript has 3 exons. Gene Ontology annotation, molecular function: oxidoreductase activity. Lineage: Eukaryota; Fungi; Ascomycota; Eurotiomycetes; Eurotiales; Aspergillaceae. The record is from RefSeq and is a predicted model, not a curated record.
AUGGAGCCUUUACCGGAGAAUCACAAAUCCAAACACCCAGAGCUGGCCUACGACGUUGAGCCGAAUUACCAGCCCUCUAUCAAGGUUUCCGUCUACUUUCGCAAGCGUGAUGGAAUUUCAUCCGAACAAUUUCACAAGCACUGGGAAACUGUCCAUGCAGACCUAGCCGCUGCUACCCAGGCUUUUCAAAACCACAUCCUGCGUUAUGUUCAGCAUCAUCAAACUCCCGACAUGAAGGCGCGUGCCGCCAGCCUAGGAGAAAUUGUUCUCGAAUACGAUGGGUGUGCCCAGCUAUGGGUGCGAUCAUGGAGUGACUGGCAGAAGUUUUAUAAUAGCGCUGAAUAUACAGCUGCUCUAAGUGAUGAUUGGUAUGAAAAUCUAGUCGUUGGUGAUGCAUCUGGUGUGAUUGGUGGCAAGGAUGGAAUGACGACCCAGGUGGCUAAGGAGGCUACAAAGAGCUGA